Triticum aestivum (bread wheat) is the source of this 2020-nucleotide messenger RNA. Its product is annotated as disease resistance protein RGA5-like. Gene Ontology annotation, biological process: defense response to other organism. Bases 3 to 1652 code for a protein of 549 amino acids. The record is from RefSeq and is a predicted model, not a curated record. NCBI's taxonomy places the organism in Eukaryota, Viridiplantae, Streptophyta, Magnoliopsida, Poales, Poaceae. The transcript has 2 exons.
AAAUGGUUGUAUCUAGAACUAAAACAAGUCUAGAUACAACCAUUUUAAGACAAGUAUUUCCGAACAGAGGGAGUACACACAUUGGGUACGCUGGACAGGUCAUAGCAUGUAAAGUUCAUGAUAUGAUUCUCGAUCUAAUCAGACUCAUGUCGGAAGAAGAGAAGUUUCUUAGUGUGGUAGAUAACCUACAGGGCAUGAUCUCAGCAUUGCAGAGCAGGGUUCGUCGAAUGUCCCUUCAGUUGGAUUCUGGAGCUAAUGAAGGCACAGUACAAGCAAGCUUAAGCAUGCCACAUAUUCGAUCUCUUGCUCUUUUUGGCAAGUCUCGUUUCAAGUUCUCUAUGUAUGAACUCAAGUCCAUCCGAGUUCUGAAUAUGCAUUGUGAGGGUGGUCGCAUGGCUGAUAGGAUUGACCUCACACCAAUCUGUAAAUUGUUUCACCUCAGAUAUUUGAGCAUCAAUUCGAAAAAAAAGAAGAAAAAUAUGAGCAUCAGCAGCCCGAAUGAACAGAUACCAAUCCUUAUCCUGCCAACCCUAAUUGGGGACCUAAAACAUUUGGAGACUUUGGAAUUGCAUAUGGAUAUUACUGCCAUGCCAUGUGAUAUCAUUGAUUUGCCUUCCUUGUUGAAUCUACAUGUUCCUAUGGGAACAAGGCUACCUGAUGGAAUUCGUACGAUGAAGGCCCUACGUACUCUGGUGAACUUUGAUGUGCACAUGAACUUGGUGGAUAAUUUAACAGGUCUCGGUGAACUUACAAAUCUCAGGUAUCUUGAAUUUUGCUGCGAUAAUGCUGAACGUACCACCAGCCAACGGGGAAUUCUUAUGGAUACUUUCUGGUGUUCUGUGGCCAAACUUAUCAGGUGCAAUCUGAGACAUCUUUGGUCCAGUAGUAACAUAUUUUGUCCUCCAUGUGUUGAGUUGGCUUCUCUGGUCACUAGCAAUACUGAGAGUAAUCUUGUGGAACUCCAUGUUGCAGCAACUUGGACGUUUCCGAGGGUUCCAAUUUGGACCGGUCAGCACCGAAAGCUCUCAAAGUUGGGAAUUGCUGUUGAGAAGGUGAUGCAGGAGGACAUUGAUUUGCUCGGAAUGUUACCUAAUUUCCUGCACCUGUGGUUGUGGAUACGAAAAUUCCCGGAAAUAAGGAUUACCAUCCAUGGUGGUGAGGUGACAUUCCAGCUUCUCAAAUAUUUCAGAAUCACGUGCUUUGCCCCGUGCCUAACCUUUAUGGCAGGGGCAAUGCCCAAACUCCAAAAGUUGGAUCUGCAAACGCAUGAGCAUGGGGUGGAGCGUCAUGGCCCCUCGACAAUUGAGGGCGUGGAGCACCUGCUGACACUCAGGCAAGUCGACAUUGAUAUUUACUUUGAGGGAGCUGAUACAGAGUCACAAAGAAGGGCGGCGGACGCCGAGGCUAUCUUAAGGAAAGCCAUCCACGUCCAUCCAGGACAUCCGAGCAUCAAGAGCAGGCUUCAAAGUAACAGAAGCUCUUUUAUUCCGGUGGCAGUUCUGAGGGGGGCGAUGAGGUGGAGAGGCAACCGGACGAUGCAGUUGAUCGAUCUGCCGAGGCAGCCACACAUGCUCCAUCCACCGUUGCUGAUGGACGAACAGGGAAUUCACAGCAGGGGCCGGAGCCGCACAAAACCAACAUGCAUGGAAUAGUGCUCAAGCUCUCCACAGAUUUCGCACUACACAUCCGAUCCAAGGAUUCAUUUCAAGUGUGGACCAUUUCGAUGGUAGGAUAGAGACCGAUGCUGUGGCGUUUACCUGAUCCUCUGCUUCUGUUAUGACCAGCGGUGGUGUAGAGGCACGCCAGCACUGACCUGAAGAAGCUGAAGAGAAAACAGAGCAUUGGGUAACAGCACCACGGCGGCCUAAUCUGGUCAUUAAAAGAGUAUUAGGUAGACGGGGUAGUUUGACAAAUUAGUUCUGGACGCAAUACCCCUGUAAAUUAGUACAGGCCUAGUGUGAAGAACUGUUCUAUUUAUUUUUUACAAGAGUGUAAUAUUACUGAACUGCCAAGCAGUACU